CCUCCAAUUCAAACUUCUUCACUCCCUCUUUCUCUCUGUCUCUCUAUACCAGUCGAUGAUGGGUUCGAUUUCGGCCUCAGUUCCGCUACCGCCAUUGGAGAUGUUCUUCUUCCCCUUUGUCGGAGGCGGCCACCAGAUCCCCAUGGUUGACAUAGCCCGUGUGUUCGCCGCCCACGGGGUCUCCUCCACCAUCCUAGCCGCCCCUUCUGCUGUCCCCGCCUUCCAGAAAUCCAUCGCCGGUGACCAAAGAUCCGGCCGCCUCAUCAGGGUUUACACCCUCCAGUUGCCGGAAAAUGCCCCGUCCCCUGACGCUGACAUGUCUGCUGCCCCUUUCACCGACACCUCGGCCCUCCAGGAGCCGCUUAGGGAGCUCCUGCUCGAGAGGAAACCCCACUGCAUCGUCGUCGACAUGUUCCACCGCUGGUCAGGCGAGGUGAUUGACGCGACCGGUGUGCCGAGAGUCGUGUUCAGCGGGAAUGCUUGCUUCGCUCGGUCUGCGCAGGAGAUGAUGAGGAUCCACAAUCCUCAUGAAGGGUUAAGUUCCGAGUUCGAGCCCUUUGUAAUUCCACGACUUCCCGAUAAGAUCGUAAUGACCCGGUCUCAGCUCCCGCACUUCCACAAAAGCCCUCCCGCUGGAGGAAAUCAGCCUCCGGGCGGCAGAUUGUGGGGACCUGAUAAGAAUCUUUUCGGUGUGGUGGUGAAUAGCUUCUAUGACUUGGAACCGAAAUACGUGGACUUCUUCAGGAAUGAAUUGGGCCACCGGGCAUGGGUUGUGGGACCAGUUUCCCUGUGUAAUCAGGAUGUCAAGGAUAAGGCCGUGAGAGGAAAAGACUCCUCCAUUGAUGAGGAAACCUGCUUGAAAUGGCUCAAUUCGAAGGAGCCCGACUCAGUUCUUUACGUAAGUUUUGGGAGUUUGGCCCGGUUGGCCCCGAUACAGCUCCUGGAAUUGGCUCAUGGGCUCGAGGCUUCAGGCCAAAACUUCAUCUGGGUAGUGGGGAAAAUCUCCGAUUCUGAUGGAAAUGGCGAGAAAUCCGAAGACGGUUCUUGGCUUCCCGAUGGGUUUGAGGAGAGGAUGAGAGAGUCUGAACGGGGUUUGAUUAUCAGGGGAUGGGCCCCGCAGCUGUUGAUCUUGGAGCAUCCUUCCGUGGGGGGAUUCAUGACGCACUGCGGAUGGAACUCGACCCUAGAGGGAGUGAGUUCAGGUGUUCCGAUGAUUACUUAUCCUAUCUCUGCGGAGCAAUUUUUUAAUGAGAAGCUGAUUACUGAUGUCUUGGGGAUUGGGGUUAAAUCCGGGAGUAUCGAGUGGUCGAAGUGGGAUACAGAGCUGAGGGAACCGGUGAGGCGGGAGAAGGUGGAAGCGGCUGUGAGAGCGCUGAUGGCCAGUAGUGCUGAGGCAGCAGAGAUGAGGAGAAGGGCCAAUGAGCUUGGGAAGAAGGCGAGGAGCGCGGUCGAGAAAGGGGGAUCAUCCUAUGCCGAUGUUGAAGCUCUGAUUGAUGAGCUCCGACGUUGCAAAAGGAAUUGAAUUUCAAGAUGGGUAACUAAUUGGUGCAAAAUAUCUGACAAACUCGGAUCUGCUGCAUCUUGGGAACUCACUGAAAUUAAAAUUGAAGAUAUUUACAAAAAAACAGAAGAAAAUUAAGGUUGAAGCAGUAAUAUGUUGUACUGAUAAUGUCACCCUUGUUUCAUUUAGCAGCUUCAUUAAAUGUAAACAUGACAUUUAUCACGUUAAGUUUAUGUAAUCACUAAUCUUCAGAAGAAAAUGUAAUAUGAAGAUCGAAACUUUGUGCAUA
Molecule: messenger RNA, 1790 nt
Organism: Punica granatum (pomegranate)
Lineage: Eukaryota; Viridiplantae; Streptophyta; Magnoliopsida; Myrtales; Lythraceae
Source: RefSeq, a predicted model, not a curated record